This is a messenger RNA of Chrysochloris asiatica (Cape golden mole), 990 nucleotides long. Its product is annotated as melanoma-associated antigen B10-like. The transcript has a single exon. The record is from RefSeq and is a predicted model, not a curated record. NCBI's taxonomy places the organism in Eukaryota, Metazoa, Chordata, Mammalia, Afrosoricida, Chrysochloridae. Gene Ontology annotation, cellular component: nucleus. Bases 1 to 990 code for a protein of 329 amino acids. Gene Ontology annotation, biological process: negative regulation of transcription by RNA polymerase II.
AUGCCUCGGGGUCAGAAGAGUAAGCUCCGGGCCAGAGAAAAACGCCGUCAGGCUCGAGAAGAUAAUCAAGCUAUGGAGAAUGUUCUUGACACUGCAGCAGAUGGAGAGGAGUCCACCUCUUCCUUCUCUCCUCAUUCCGAAGAUCCGACAGCCAGUCCUCCUCAGGACUCUCAAAGUGUUCCAUGUACCAGCACUUCUGAAGCUGCUGAUGAAGGUGCCAGCUACCAAGGGAAGGAGAGUCCCAGCUCUAGGAAGGGCAACUCCAUCAUUGAGCGCUGGCAAAAAGGUCCUCUCAGCAAGAAGGUGGUUGUAUUGGUGCAUUAUCUGCUGUACAAGUAUCAAGUGAAAGAGCCUGUGACAAAGGCUGAAAUAUUGAGAAAUAUUAUUCAAAUGUAUAAGAAUCAAUUCCCUGAGAUUCUUAGGAAAGCCUCUGAGCACUUGGAGUUGAUCUUUGGCCUUGAUGUGAAGGAAGUGGAUCCCAUCCGCCACACUUAUGUCCUUGUCAACAAAUUGGAAUCGAGCUACAGUGGGAAGAUAAGUGAUGACAUAGGCGUGCCCAAGACAGGUAUCCUGAUGACUGUUCUUGGUGUGAUUUUCUCGAAUGACAACUGCGCCAAGGAGGAGCAAGUCUGGGAAGUGCUGAAUAUGAUGGGGCUGUAUGCUGGCAGGAAGCACUUCAUCUUUGGGGAACCCAAGAAGCUCCUCACCAUCGAUUUAGUGAAGCAGAAGUAUCUGGAGUACCGCCAGGUGCCCAACAGUGAUCCUCCAUGCUAUGAGUUCCUGUGGGGGUCACAAGCCUAUGCUGAAACCAGCAAGAUGAAAGUCCUGGAGUUUUUGGCCAAGAUCCAUGAUUCCGACCCCAGUGCCUUCCCCCGUUGUCUUGAAGAGGCUGUGAAGGAAGAAGAAGAGAGAGCUCAAGCCAGAGCUCAAGCCAGGGCUCGUAAUACCUCCGCAGCCAGUACAUGUUCCAAGGCUCCAUCCAGCUUUUGA